AUGAACUCUUUAAUAAAAAAAUAUUUCAAUCAGAUUGCAUAUGGAAAUUUUGAACCGCCAUUAGCAAACCCAGAGAAGGUUCUAGAUGUUGGGAAUCUGAUUUUAAUAAUCUCUUAAUAUUUGAAUGAUAAAGAGUUGUUAUGCUUUAUUCAAAUUAACAAAAAAAUUAGAUAAUUAUCAAAAGAAUGCAAUCAAUUAAAUAUUAGAGUGCUCUAAAUAAGAUUAUCAAAGCAAACUCAAAUUUUAGAUAAUUACAUUCAAAAUCCUGAAUACUUAAAUACUAAGCAUAGUAGAAACUAUAUGUUUUAUAGCUUUAAUAACUUAUCUAUGGAGUAAAAGCAAUUUAUAAAAAUCCAAGACUUAUUAAAAAAAAAAAAGAAACACAACUCUGAAUCAUAAAUAUAAUUAUAAAAAUAAAGAAUAGAGUAAUAGGAGAAGCCCAUGGAAGCCCUAUAAUUUAAAUAAAUUAAUAAUUAAAAGAGUGAAGAAAAGAAAAUAGAAUUAGAAAAAUUGAUAAGUGAAGUUUAUUCUUUAUUGAGUGAUGAAGAGCAUAGGCCAUUGCCCAAACCAGCUUUUAAACUAAAUGAUAUAACUAAAAAUUUAUGUCCAAUAGUCUAAUAUUAAAGAGUUAAAUAAUUGGCAUAGAAAUUAAAAGGAUCACAACAAAGAGAUGUUAAUUAUAUCUGAAAUAAAUAAUAAUUGUAAUUAUUAAAAUGUAAAUAUAAAAAA
Molecule: messenger RNA, 729 nt
Organism: Paramecium tetraurelia
Lineage: Eukaryota; Ciliophora; Oligohymenophorea; Peniculida; Parameciidae
Exons: 4
Source: RefSeq, a predicted model, not a curated record